AGCCUGGCUUAAGCUUUCACUUCAACAUGCCCCAUGUUCUCUUCUUUCCCUAAAUGCCCAUCUGUAUUGCUUACAUGAGUAAAAAAAACUAUUGUAUAUAAUGAACUUCAUCUUCUCAGAGAUACAUCCGAAAAAACUCAUUAUUUGCUUCAUUAUUUUCUGCUUCUAAAAUCAGAGAGAAUGGUCUCUUCUAUGGCCACUCUUCUCUUCAUUGCAGCCUUAACGGCUGCCUCUUAUUCUUCAUUAGUGGCCGCUGAAUCCAAAGGAUCUUUUGAAGAUAACUUCAGUAUCAUGUGGUCUGAAGAUCAUUUUAAAACCUCUGCAGAUGGGCAGAUCUGGUACCUCUCUUUAGACAAAGAAACAGGUUGUGGGUUUCAAACAAAGCAGAGAUACAGAUUUGGGUGGUUUAGCAUGAAACUCAAGCUGGUUGCAGGUGACUCAGCCGGGGUAGUCACAGCUUAUUAUAUGUGCACAGAAAAUGGGGCAGGGCCAACAAGAGAUGAAUUAGACUUCGAGUUCUUGGGAAACAGAACCGGCCAGCCCUAUCUGAUUCAAACAAACGUAUACAAAAAUGGCACUGGUGGGCGUGAGAUGAGGCACAUGCUUUGGUUUGACCCCACUGAGGACUUUCAUACCUAUUCCAUCCUCUGGAACAAUCACCAGAUUAUAUUUUUUGCGGACAGAGUGCCGGUGAGGGUGUUCAAAAACAAUGGUGAAGAAAACAAUUUCUUCCCCAAUGAGAAGCCGAUGUACUUGUUCUCCAGCAUAUGGAAUGCGGAUGAUUGGGCAACACGCGGUGGAUUGGAGAAGACAGAUUGGAAGAAGGCUCCAUUUGUGUCAUCUUACAAAGAUUUCAGCGUUGAUGGGUGCCAAUGGGAAGAUCCAUAUCCCAAAUGUGUGUCAACCACCACUGAAAAUUGGUGGGAUCAAUAUGAAGCUUGGCACCUCUCAGAUUCUCAGAAAAUGGACUAUGCUUGGGUUCAAAGAAACCUUGUUAUAUAUGAUUACUGCAAGGACACUGAAAGGUACCCAACAGUGCCUGUUGAGUGUUCUUUGAGCCCAUGGGAUUGAUGAGCUGCAUAAUUAAACUCAAUCUUUGAUUUUCAUUUUUCUUUUCUUCUGUUGAAACGAAGACGUGUAUUAAAUUCUUUGCCAAUUGUCUUUAUUGUAUUUCAUGAUUCAAUAUUAUAUAAUUUUGGUUUGAAUCAA
Messenger RNA from Mangifera indica (mango), 1209 nucleotides. RefSeq names its product probable xyloglucan endotransglucosylase/hydrolase protein 8. The transcript has 4 exons. Lineage: Eukaryota; Viridiplantae; Streptophyta; Magnoliopsida; Sapindales; Anacardiaceae. The record is from RefSeq and is a predicted model, not a curated record. Bases 181 to 1071 code for a protein of 296 amino acids. Gene Ontology annotation, molecular function: xyloglucan:xyloglucosyl transferase activity; hydrolase activity, hydrolyzing O-glycosyl compounds. Gene Ontology annotation, cellular component: apoplast; cell wall. Gene Ontology annotation, biological process: cell wall biogenesis; xyloglucan metabolic process.